This is a messenger RNA of Puccinia graminis f. sp. tritici CRL 75-36-700-3, 615 nucleotides long. RefSeq lists its product as uncharacterized. Bases 1 to 615 code for a protein of 204 amino acids. The record is from RefSeq and is a predicted model, not a curated record. The transcript has a single exon. Lineage: Eukaryota; Fungi; Basidiomycota; Pucciniomycetes; Pucciniales; Pucciniaceae.
AUGGCCGACUCUUCGGUGAUUAAGAAUGAUUCAUCGAGUGACGACGAUCAUCAUGAGAAGGUUACGCUAUUGAAGCUUCAUCGGGACAACUGGACCGAGUGGAAGAAAUUCUUUGUCAACCUCCUCGUAGGCCGUGGUCAUGAAGAAAUAUUCGAUGAAGAAUGGUGUAAAACGCAUGCCGAGGAGAAGAUCUUUCGAAAGAAAUCAGCUCUAGCAUUUACACUUCUUCAAUCAUGUCUUUCCUCUGAUUUGAAACCAGUCGCAGCCGGAGCCGAUUCAUUUUCCAAAGCCAUGGAAAGUCUAGCGGAAAUGUGUGGAGAACAAUCGCUCAUCAAACUCGGAGACAAAUUAUUCGCUCUCGUUUCUUGUGAUUACGUUCCCGGUACCUCAAUCGGCGCUCACGUUUCAAAAUUUCAAAAUCUCUAUAAUUCAUUGAAAUCGGCUGUUGCAGCAACCAAGAACAGUGAUGUGGAUGAUAAGAUGAAAAACGAUAUGGAUGUUGGUACAACAAUGGCUGGUAUCUUUUUCCUCAAAAGUUUUCGGCUUGAUGAUUCAAAAUCUUUACGACAUUCAACCAUUUACCUUCAAACGACUUGCCGCUCGAAUGAAUGUUGA